Closterium sp. Naga37s-1 is the source of this 288-nucleotide messenger RNA. NCBI's taxonomy places the organism in Eukaryota, Viridiplantae, Streptophyta, Zygnematophyceae, Desmidiales, Closteriaceae. The record is from the annotation of a GenBank genome assembly.
AUGACUGGAAUCGCAGUAGGCCUCAACAAGGGUCACGUCGUGACCAAGAGGGAGAUCUCGAAGCCCAAGACACGGGCGUCGAAGCGCGGAGCCUUCGUCCGCGGUCUGAUUCGCGAGGUUGCGGGCUUCUCUCCCUAUGAGAAGCGAAUCAUGGAGCUGCUCAAGGUCGGCAAGGACAAGCGCGCUCUGAAGCUGGCAAAGCGGAAGCUGGGCACCCACCGCCGCGCCAAGGUGAAGCGCGAGGAGAUGCAGACUGCUCUGCGCAAGAUGAGGUCCGCCACCAAGUAA